AAGCGUUGUUAUUCAAUUACUUACUUUUUUCUUACCAUAUUCCAACUGGCACUAAACCACUGAUACUAUUCGCAGGCUUUUUGGAUAUGCAUACUCUACGGACCAAAUGUGUACUUCAUCUAUCUGGGUCGAAUCCUGGCCGGGAGCGGAGGAGGCGGAAUCCUACGAGCAAUCCCCCUGUACAUCGCCGAUAUCGCUCACUGCAAACUGCGAGGAAUGCUCGGAUCAGUAUUGGUCAUUUCACUCAACGUCGGAAUUCUGUUGGGAUUUGUGCUGGGAAACUCAUUGUCGUACUUUACCGUGCCCAUCGUGAUGCUCGUGGCGCCAAUCCUGUUUGUUGUUAGCACCUGCUUUCUUCCGGAAACGCCCUACUGUUUGUUGAAACAAAACCGAAUCGAAAAAGCCGAACUAUCUUUGAUGUUUUACCGGGGAGUUGAUGGCCAUUUCCAGAAGACCGAUGACUUUAGGAAAGAAUUUGAGCAGCUGAAAAAACUGUCGUUAGUGGCGAAAGACCCUUUCGAGCAUAAGCUGAACUGGCGAGAUUUCUUUAACAUCAUCUCGCUAGCGCAGGGAACGGCCAUCGGAUGGUUGUCGCCGUUUCUGCCGCUACUUGUUUCCGCUAACGCUCCCCUGGAGGCCGGCCCUGUGACGGAUAUUCAAGCUACGUGGAUCGCUUCGCUGCUCUGCGUAGGUGCCAUCUUUGGGACGGUUAUUUUCGGAUGGUCAGCGGACAAAUUCGGGCGGAAAUUUUCCUUGUGCAUGGCAGCCAUUCCACUGCUCGGAUUCUGGGCAUGCGUUGCUUUCGGUGGAUACGUGGAACUAUUGUACCUUGGACGGGUGCUAGCUGGUUUGGGCGCUGCCGGAGUAUUCCUACUUGUACCGCUAUACAUUACUGAAAUUGCGGAAGAUAGGUAAGUUAGAAAUGUGUUAACUUUGCA
Molecule: messenger RNA, 938 nt
Organism: Aedes aegypti (yellow fever mosquito)
Lineage: Eukaryota; Metazoa; Arthropoda; Insecta; Diptera; Culicidae
Product: solute carrier family 2, facilitated glucose transporter member 8-like
Exons: 2
Coding region: 217-915 (232 amino acids)
Biological process (GO): transmembrane transport
Cellular component (GO): membrane
Molecular function (GO): transmembrane transporter activity
Source: RefSeq, a predicted model, not a curated record